AUGGAGCUUGCUCUUCAAAAGCCUUACCUGAUGCAUGCCAUCAACGGAGUAUCUGCCGACCACCUCUGUUAUCUUCUUCCUGCAGCUCAGCAUCCAGUUCAACAUGGCCAAAGCCAGUUGGCUGCUUUUUAUCAUUGGCAAAAGGCACUGCAGCUGUUCCGAGACGAGCUGUCCAAUGGCGCCACCGAGGAGAAUAUGGAUGGCCUGAUAUCUACCGUUAUGCUGAUCUGUGUGCACCAGUUCAUGCUCAGCGAGCCGUUACCUGACCCCAGCAAAAGCUUCAUAUACGCGCCACCAGAAGCACGGCGCGAACGUCUCGCAUGGUUGACCAUCCAACACGGAAUCAAUGCGCUACGGAGCCAACUGGGAGACGUUAUCUGGAAUUCCAUCUGGCGCCCGGUGUUCCUGGACUCGGCAAUAUUCCAGCGAGUACCAAACUACGUGACUUCAAAGGCUGGUGACGAGGCGCACAGUUUGUUCUUAGAAAUCUGUGAAGUGACAGCAGAAUCUUCGUGCGACACCAACCCUUACUACGAAGCACUGCAACACCUACUUUAUAUUCGGCGACUCAGACCCAGCGUGACUACUUUCAACAAAUUGGUUGAAUUUGUUGCCGUCAUAGAAGGCGAGUUUCUCCGUCUGCUUGUGAGUAGAGAUACACGAGCGUUGCUGAUUCUGGCACAUUGGCUGGCGAUGAUGAGCGAAGUGGGACAGUGGUGGAUCAGCGUGAGAUGCAAGGCUGAGUGCAUUGCUAUCACAACGUUUUUGAUGCAUGAUCGGGAUGAGAGGGUGAGGGAGUUGUUGAGGUAUCCAGCGAGGACUGUGGGGAUAGGACUCAUGAGGAGGGAUGAGGGCUGUCACUCCCUCGCCGCCGUCUUCGCCUUAUCGUCUGUCUCACUGAAAGCGAAAUAUGUGUUCGGAGAUACCGACAUCAUCGACGUUCGGCCUGUCGAUAUCUUUACAAAUCCACUCGAGAUGGCCUCAACAACACGUCCUACACCGGUAUUGCCGCCGGAUCCCGUGCCGGCGCGGACGACCCUGUCUCCAUUCGAACUCUUAAUCACUUGCAAUCCACCCAUUCUCCGAUCACUCCUUGCACAAAUACCGACUGAGACCAUCUUCCGCCUAUACCAGACCUCACCCUACCUCCGAGACUUCUUUGCACGGUCUCCUACCUCGUGGCGGUAUAUCUCAUGGCGCCUCUACCAGCCAGCUACUACCACGACGACUAUCACUGCCAGUGGGACUAUUGGCCAGAGGCAGUCCAGCAACUAUGCCCUCGACCAGAUUAUCCUGACGGUCAUAAACCCUUUCAGCACGAGGCUGGCUAGUCUGGAGUUGGAUAACACGGCUGUGAGCGGGACGACCUUGACAUCAACCGUACUUAUCUUGAGGAGAGAGACACUUCUACACGUCUCGGUCCGGGGUUGCAAGAACGUCUCUUUGAAAUACCAUAUCAACCCGUGGCUAACGAUGCAUGCCUUGGCCCGAAACACGCCAGACUCCAAAGGUCCCCCCCCAGGCUUCGAGACAUUGGCUUUGAAGAGUCUCUACACCUACAGAUGUCGACACCACAGAAGGAGGCCCUACCUCCCGAGCAGUCUGGCACGCAAAGAAAGCGAUAGUGAACCGACGCAUGAACUGGUAACUACGUGCCACACCCUCGGGAUUUGGACGGAUACUGCCUGGUGCACUACUCCCGGAGCACGAUGUUACCGCCGGCGAGGUUACGUGAAGAUGCGCAUGCCACAGGACCCCAGAGAAGUGUGGGUGGUCUACGACCGCCUAUGGAGGAGUCGGAAUUGGCUAGGACCCGUUGAAACCCCCAAAGGUAGUAAUCUCCCCAGCAAGAAGCGGAAACGAGAUUGCAGAAGCUGGGAGUAUGAUGAGGAAGGCAUGAAUGGCGAGCCCCUUGGGACAGGGCCAGAGGCCAAAUUUACUCCUGCACACCUACGACACUCGCACCGGCAGUUCGUCGACGACAUCACCUGCCAGAACUGUGAUGCCCAAAUACUGGAAAGCUGUGCCUUCGACCGACCUUAUUUACGGAACAGGAACUCCCGCGAAGAAGACAGAAACAAGUUCUGGUGGGCCCCCGGUUGUGCUGUGUCGCCCUGUUCCAUGCAAGAUCAAGAUCUGCCUCCUCUUGGAGGAAGCAACCUGGGUCAGCUUGCCAAUACCAACAGUCUGCCCAAUCUCAAGUUUAAGUGGUGCUGCACAGAGCCCUUAUUUUCCGGAGGUGGUGGGAUCACUUACAGCAACAAUGCAGCUCGUGACAUUGAUCGCAUACGAGCGGCGCCGCUUCCGCGUGGACACGGAUGGGAGGACCCUGAGUUCAACCCUGACCGAUCAGCUGGACCAGAAAAUGUACCUAACCAACUAGGCCCCGGAGGCCGCUGGCAGUCCAUCGAUGGCUUGUUCCAAACGGCUGCGACUCUGGCUACGGGGGAGCAUCCUGCCGUGUCUGUGCCUCGGGUCCUGUGCGAUGAUUGUUAUAACGCGAACCACUGGAAAAUCAAAUGCAAGGCUUGCGCCACUGCUAUCUGUCUCAAGCAUGACAUUAGCGAUCGACUGAAAGCUAGGAUAUGUGGAUACAAAGACCUUGUGCUUGAAAAGCAGGAGUACAAGUCGAAACAGACGGCCGCGAAGUUACUUGCUACCCUGAUGAAACAACGAAAAGGGAAGCAACCUGCACAAGAGCGGAACCCUAUAGAAAUAGAAAGCACUGUCAGCACUCCAAGGGCUGCGCGAGCUGCCACAAUGCCUGCGUCCACUGUCGCGCCACUGGCUGUUUCUGAAGUCGUGGCAGAUACUCCGGAGCCGCUUCGUUCUGCUGAGGCCAGCAUCGCGUCGAGACCGCUACGAACACCCAUGGCAGAGGUUGAUCGGCCGCAACGGUCAGCAUCACCCGUUUCGGAUAGCACUGGUCCACACUCCCGAUCAACCUCUCCUGCGCCUUCGGCCCAUUCCAUCCCAGCGACACCCGAGCCAAACUCGGCACCGCGACGACCCCCACGUCCUGCAAUACCCUCGGGCCCCAAAUGGCGAGGUUGUCAAGCACUUUUCUGCCCAGCGACCCGUUCGGCUCCAGGCGAUCACAGAAGGCGUUGCACAGCACCCAUAGAUCAGUGUGUCGGAUGCAAGGUCUACAUUUGCGACGACUGCAGUGGGUCUCUAGAGCCGCCGUGUCCCUGCAAAGGGUGCCAGCGACCACCAGCAGAUGAAGAUCAUAGCAUGGCCACUAUGCCAGCCGCCACACCUGCGCCUGGGACUGCUUUGUUCUUCUGCCCCAACUGCCGCUGGGACAGGAUGAUUUCUGGAAAAUGCAAACGCAAGUCUGAAGCAUUCCUAAAGGCUCAGUCGCAGUCGAUCAGAAGACUCAAGAAGAGAAAGGAUAAGAUGCGGAAACCAGUGGAGGAGAGAAGAACGAGUCAGGGGGCUACAGGGACUCUCUCGGCCACGGAACAGGCCAUUGAAGGGUUGGUCGAGUUCUUUACAAGUUUGAACAUGCAGUAUCCUGGCACGGCAGGACCGCAACAAGCCGAGGCGAGCAGUUCAUCGCAGCCGGAGUCGGCCACACAGUCUGACGUGUUGAGCAAUAAUCCCGAUGAGAUCCGGGAACUAGAAGAUAUGGGCGCCUUGGCUCGAGACUUGAUCCGGCGCAUCCAGCGCUUGAGAGAUCAAUUCCGUCCCGGAUCUCUAGCGGCUCAGGCACUCCCAGAUAUUCGCGUGGAAGAUGGGGUUCACGCAGCUAAUACCGCAGCUCAAAGGUUAGCACAUGAGGCUCUGGCAGUUCAAAUGGCCGCGGACAUCGUCGGUCCUCAUCAUGCUGUGCGCCUCGCUCCGAUCCCGGCGGCGAGUGAAAAUGCGAACGCUCCUGCCUCCGUCCAGGCACAGAACUACGAUCUCAGACAACUCAUCCUGCCGGAUGAGCCGGAUCCGGAUGUGGCUCCUGAUGUUGAAGAGUUGGAUGACGAAGAUGAUGGGCAAUUUGAAGAUGGAGGGACGAGCACCGAAUGA
This is a messenger RNA of Cladophialophora yegresii CBS 114405, 4020 nucleotides long. RefSeq lists its product as uncharacterized. NCBI's taxonomy places the organism in Eukaryota, Fungi, Ascomycota, Eurotiomycetes, Chaetothyriales, Herpotrichiellaceae. The transcript is spliced from 3 exons. The record is from RefSeq and is a predicted model, not a curated record. Gene Ontology annotation, biological process: regulation of transcription by RNA polymerase II. Gene Ontology annotation, molecular function: DNA-binding transcription activator activity, RNA polymerase II-specific. Bases 1 to 4020 code for a protein of 1339 amino acids.